GUGGUGCUCCCUCCUCUCCUCUUAUUGACUUCUUUCAAAGUUUUCUGAAGUGUAGACAGGCACAAAUCUACAAUUAGGGUUGAUAAAGUCGACGGAUAAAGACGUUGAGAUAGCAGGCUGCUGAAGAAGAGGGAAUCAGGAAUAGUGUCCGGCACACAUUAUGACCGCAAAAAGUAAACGUUCGAAGUCUGUGAUUCUUCUGAAGGAAUAUCGUUUACCUGCUGACAUGAAGAGUAUCAUAAGAGACCUCAAUAAUGGGAACUCAACAUCAAAGGAAAAGAACUUGCUGGAAAAAGAGCUUAGAAUGCAGGAGUACGCCAAGAGGUUUGACGUACUGCUGCACCUGGAGGAGUACGAACGAACCAAAUGCACCAGGGAAUCCUACCUGUAUGACAUUCAGCUAACCAGAAGCAGGGAACUGUUUAUUAUGAAGGUGGAAAGUUUCAGGCAGAACUUUCCAUCUUGUCGGCCAGGAGACCAGGCGAUGAUCAGGCCACUUUGGGAUUACCAGUGGCACCUAGCCCAUGUCCAUAACAUCAAUGGGGAUGAGGUACAGCUAAGCUUUGGCAAACGGCGGCAGAAGCUCUUCAAGGACACCAUGCGGAUGCGGUGCACCGUUCUCUUAACUAUCAGCCGCCUUACCACUCGUAUCCAGCACAGGGCAGUGGAGCUGGCGGGUACAGGCGGCUUGAAGAAGGUGCUGUUCCCGACUGGGACCAGCCCCACGCCCAGCCACGCCCCUCCAAUGGAACUCAGUCUGUUUGACCAAACUCUGAACAAAGAGCAGUCCAUGGCUGUGCGUCACAUCGUGGCUGGCUCUUCUAAGCCAGCUCCUUACCUGGUAUUUGGACCCCCUGGCACUGGUAAAACAGUCACUUUGGUGGAAGCCAUCAGGCAGGUAGAGAAGACCCAUGCCUCCUGCCACAUCCUUGCCUGUGCCCACACCAACUCUGCCGCUGACCUGCUCUGUGAAAAGAUUAUGAACCCUAAAGUAAAAGUUUACCGCCUGUACGCCAAAAGCCAGGAAAAAGAAAUAAACCAAAAUCUACAGUUCAAUUGCAACUGGGUAGAGGGCAGCAUCUAUUUCCCCGAUAAAGAAGAGCUGGAGAAGCAUAAAAUCAUGGUCACCACCCUUUUCUCCGCUUCAAGGCUGGUUACGGAAGGCAUCCCUUCAGGCUUUUACAGCCAUAUCUUUGUUGACGAGGCAGGACAACCUGCGGAGCCUGAAGGGGUUAUCCCCCUGGCAGGCCUACUGGACCCAAAGCGUGGCCAGGUGGUGUUGGCAGGAGACCCCAAACAGUUGGGCCCCAUCGUCAAAUCCCACCUAGCCAAGAAGCAUGGACUUGGUGUAUCAAUGCUGGAGCGUCUGAUGGAGUUGAAUGUGUACAAAAAGACAGAGGAAAAGGGGUACAACGACCAUUUCAUCACCAAGCUGCUGAGGAACUACAGGUCUCAUGGCAGCCUUCUAACGAUCCCAAAUAAGCUGUUCUACGAGAGCGAACUCCAGGUGGGGGCCGAUAUGGAUAUCCGCAACUCCUUAUGUGAAUGGAAGCACCUUCCCAGCAAGGGAUUCCCGCUGAUCUUCCAUGAGGUCACUGGACACAUGCAUCACGAGGACAACGCCUCACUGUUCAACAAAGACGAGGUGGCGAUUCUAAUGUGGUAUCUGGAAGCACUGUUGGAAGAUGUCCCCCCAGAAGACAUAGGCCUCAUGGCCCCAUACAGGAAACAAGUGGAGAGAAUCAACAAGGCUCUUAAGAUCGAGUUCCCCAGAAACACAGCAGAGUUAAAGGUUGGCACAGUGGACGCAUUUCAGGGCGUGGAGAAGCGGGUGAUUCUGCUGUCCACAGUGAGAAGCACCAGCCGGGACCCCAGACCCCCGUCCUCCCUGGGGUUCCUUGCUGACCCCAAGAGGUUCAACGUGGCCAUGACCCGCGCCCAAGCCCUGUUGAUCGUGGCGGGGAACUCAGAGGCGCUGACAAAGGACAGCUGCUGGAGCAGGUUCAUCGAGCACUGCAAAGAACACGGAGGUUACAUCAAGACCAUGACCACCGAUUGACGUGCAUGCACGGACACACACGCACACUGACAACCACACACACACACACACACACACACACACACACACACACACACACACACACACACACACACACACACACACACACACACACACACACACACACACACACACACACACACACACACACACACACACACACACACACACCUUCUCCACACAAAAUGAUAUUAAGGACUAAAAACCUCACAUUUUAUUUGACAUUGUUGCAUCAGCCUAUUAGAGGAGAAUUUUUUUGACCACUAGGCCUUCCCAUCGUUGUGAUGGAAAAGCUAUCAUAAUCAUAAAGUUUUUCUUUUUGAACUUAGGUUUUGUUUACUAUUCCGUGUUUGUUCUUGCCGUCCGGCUCUCCUUCAGGGUCAUCUAAAAUGUAAACCUUUGUGGUUGAUGAUGUAAUCUGUUCUCACUCUGUUCCUGUGUUAUCUUCUGUUGAUUUGGGCCUGUUCCACGACCCUGGGGAGCGUCAGGAAACAAAGGGUUACAUGGCACGGACGCGACCCCUUAUUUAUGACAUCCUGAGGAACUUCAAUCAAUAGAUUACCAUCUGGUUAACAAAGGCUUUUGGUUUAUUGGGGGACAGCUGCCCUCAAGAACCCAAUCUAAGUGUAUAAGAACUCCUGACUUAGCCACUUUAGAGUAUGAAGUAAGACGCAGGGCAAACUCCCAUCUGAGGCCUCAGAUUACUGUAGUGUAUGCCUGUUUUAUUGUUUUUUGAUGCAUGUUGUGAUGUAUCUAUGUUUGUACAUUUAUUACAAAUAUAUAGGACCACCAAUUGCCUAAACGUAUUGUGUGCUUUUUGCAUCUAAAUAUCUCAUCUGUCUUAGACGCAAACUCUUUUAAAGAAAUUGCCACGACAUCGUUCAGAAACUUGAGUUAUAAUCAUAUAGACCUAAAUAGAAUGUGACUUGUUUGAUUAAUAUUGCAGACAAAUUAAGGUGAUACACAUAUAAGUGAUAAUGGCCUACUUUGCAUUUUUUCACAAAGGCCUAAACACAAUAGUAAAAUAAAAAAAGUCUACAUAAAUGGCCUCUUGGG
Messenger RNA from Gadus morhua (Atlantic cod), 3115 nucleotides. RefSeq names its product putative helicase mov-10-B.1. Bases 161 to 2059 code for a protein of 632 amino acids. The record is from RefSeq and is a predicted model, not a curated record. Gene Ontology annotation, molecular function: 5'-3' RNA helicase activity; RNA binding. NCBI's taxonomy places the organism in Eukaryota, Metazoa, Chordata, Actinopteri, Gadiformes, Gadidae. The transcript has 18 exons.